Trichomonas vaginalis G3 is the source of this 2322-nucleotide messenger RNA. RefSeq names its product serine-type endopeptidase protein. Lineage: Eukaryota; Parabasalia; Trichomonadida; Trichomonadidae. The coding region runs from base 1 to 2322 and encodes 773 amino acids. Gene Ontology annotation, molecular function: serine-type endopeptidase activity. Gene Ontology annotation, biological process: protein processing. Gene Ontology annotation, cellular component: membrane. The record is from RefSeq and is a predicted model, not a curated record. The transcript has a single exon.
AUGGUUUUUCCAUUUCUCUUACCUGCUGAACCAGUUCCAUUAGUAUUUAAGACAAAAAAGGAAGCACACGCAGAACAGCGUACUAAUUUUCGACUUGUUCACUUUGAUCUCCCAAAAGAUCCUCUAUUUAACGAACAAUUCAAUUUACACAACACAGGUCAAAAAAUGGGUAUCCCAGGUGAAGAUUUAGGGUUAGGCAACGUCUUUAAAAAUCGUCAAUAUACAGGAAAAGGAGUUGUUACUAUUGUUAAUGAUGAUGGAGUAAAUUAUGAACAUCCAGAUUUGAAAGAUGCAAUAGAUUCGAGAUACCUCAUUAACCUAGGUGACAAUACUACCCAUGUUCUCCCUGAUAAAGGAUACCAUGGCAGUGGAUGCGCCGGAGUCAUCGCAUCUAAAUGGGAUAACGGUGUCUGCGGUGCAGGAAUUGCUCCAGGAGUAACUCUUGGUGCUGCCAAAUUCCCUAAUUCUAUAUUUUCAACAGAAUAUAUCGUAAAAUGUUUUGGAUUUAAAGAUUCCGAAGUCAAAAUACAUUCGAAUUCAUGGGAAAUCGACGAAUGCUCCAAAGAAGGAUGUCCAGGUGGCGAACAAAUGCAUGGAUUUCACGAUGUAAUUUCAAAAGCUUCGAAAUCAGGCGUAAACAUAGUUUUCGCAGCCGGCAAUAACGCAGAAUUACUUGGAGAUACAAACUUCCGUACUAUAUCUAACUGGCGAGAGAAUAUUGUCGUUGCAGCAUCUACAUUUCGUGGCCAACACGCUUUUUACUCAGAAGUGUCCUCAACGAUCACAGUUAACGCGCCAUCAUCGUACGGAUCAAAUGCAAUCGGUCUUGGCGAGAAAUAUACUCCAUCAGUACAAACAAUUUCUCCAAAAGGCAAAGAAUGCAAUCCCAGUUUCGGAGGAACAUCAGCGUCAUCACCAAUGGUUGCCGGUGUCCUUGCCCUCAUUCUUGAAGCAAAUCCAAAACUAAAACCACGAGAUUUGUCAUACAUUAUCUCAAUUACAGCCACAAUCAACGAUCCUAAACAUGGUUCAUGGACCAAGAACGCCGCCGGUCUUUAUUACAGUCCAUAUUUCGGAUUUGGCCGAAUUCACGCAGAUCGAGCCAUAGAAACCGCGAAAACAUGGCAGAACUUAGCGGAAGAAGAAACAUUCACAGCUAAAGCAUCCAAUCGAUUCGAAAUGACGCGAAAUACAACAGUUAAAAUUCAAAUGAAAGAUAAUCUUUUCAUUGAAACAGUUGAACUCGUUUUCAACAUUGCAGAUGAAGAUUACGGUGAUAUCCGAAUCGAAGUCAUUUCUCCAUCGAAAACACAUGCAAUUGUUAAACAGUUGUCCAUCAUGCGAAAUGUCCCUAAAAACAUGAUCAAACGAACAAUCACAAUCCGAAAUUUCCUUGGCGAAUGGUCACGUGGUACAUGGACAGUUGGAUUCUUUAACAGAGGUGUUAAAGACAUUGGUGGUUAUGUUGAAAACAUCAGUAUCAAUGUUUAUGGCACAUCCACACUUCCAGAGACAGGACAUAAAUUCAACCAAGUCAAUGGCACAUCUCCAUAUGAUUACAAUUAUCCAGAUCAAGGUGUUAAAUUGGUUGUUCCUAAAGAGAUCGAGAUUUACAAAGUAGAACCACUUCAAAUCAAAAAUGCUAAUCGAAGCUGCUCGAUCGACAUCUUCUUUGAAGAUCCAGAAAUUUCAGCACGUUCAUUUUAUCGAAGUUCAACGAACAUUUCAGAAGGAUGGAAUGUUCGUUAUGAUACACCAAAUCUCCCUGAUGGUCUGAAAGCUAACUUAGUUGUUGAAUCCAUGGAAUGUGGAUGGUCAGUUCGAUCCCCAGUCAAAAUAUACAAUCCAAUUGUCAAACCAACACUUGCUAUUGCAGGUUUCAAAGAAAAGAACUCACAAGAAGUUCGUCUUGAGUGGGGUCGUCCUUCUAAUCACUUGAACCAAGAAGUUCCAGGCGAUCUUAUUAUCAUCACAGCCAUCAAUGAGAGUGGUAGCCAAUUCCGAUACUUAGUUCGAGAUGCAGGUUUCUUCAUUGUUCGAGAAAACAUGAGUUCUAACUCUACAUUUUACAUUUCCAGUGCAUUCUGCAACCGACUUGAAGAAUGCUACUUCCACAAGAUCGUUGGUGUUGGUCCAGUCAUCAACCACGAGGUUUCACCACGAUAUCAGUGGGUUAUUGUCAUUUCAUGCAUUAUUUUUGUAUUAGGAAUCAUUUGCAUUGUUAUUUUCGCGUAUUUCUUCCUUAAGAAAGGCAAGAAGAAAGAAUACAAAUCAUUCGACAUGGACAGUCGUGCUCUUAAAUCCAUGGGAUCUUUCUUUUAA